CUUGAACUAAACGGAUGAAGCUAAUUGUGACAUUGGUGUUGGUUUUAGCGACAGUCUUUUUGGGUCUGAUAGACGGGUAUGAUUGCAAGAUUGUGCAGUUCAUCUUUGGGGACUCGUUAUCAGAUAAUGGGAACAACAAUCGGCUUUCCAAGAGUUUUGCUCAAGCGGCCCUGCCUUGGUAUGGCAUUGACUUCGGUAAUGGAAUGCCGAAUGGCAGGUUCACCAACGGCCGAACCGUCGCUGAUAUCAUAGGUGAUAAGAUGGGACUACCCCGACCUCCGGCUUUCCUCGACCCCUCGUUAUCCGAAGAUGUAAUUCUCGCCAACGGGGUGAAUUUUGCUUCAGGAGGUGGCGGGAUCUUGAACGAAACUGGUGGUUUAUUCAUUCAAAGAUUCUCAUUUUACAAGCAAAUAGAGUUAUUCAAUGGAGUUCAAACUAUGAUCCGAGGCCAAAUUGGCGACGAAGCAGCGACCAAAUUCUUUCAGGAGGCAAAAUAUGUUGUCGCGUUAGGUAGCAACGAUUUCAUCAACAACUACUUGAAUCCCCUUUACUCUGAUUCUUGGACGUACAAUGACGACACUUUCAUCGACUACCUAACGGAAACUCUUGGUGCUCAACUUACGGUGUUGCAUGGGAUGGGGGUAAGAGAGUUGAUGGUUUUCGGGUUAGGGCCUAUGGGUUGUAUUCCUCUUCAAAGGGUGUUGAGUACUUCUGGUGAUUGUCAAGAAAAAACAAACACCCUUGCUCUUAACUUCAACAAAGCUGUUGCUAAACUCAUGGAUGAUCUGUCGGCAAAGCUUCCAAAUGCGAGUUACAAGUUUGGAGAUGCUUAUGAUGUUGUUAAUAAUGUCAUAACGAAUCCUAGUAAAUAUGGUUUUGACAAUGCCGAUUCGCCAUGUUGCUCGUUUGGAAGGAUUAGACCAGCUUUGACGUGUAUACCGGCAUCAAGAUUAUGUAAAAACCGAAGUAAAUAUCUGUUUUGGGAUGAAUACCAUCCAUCGGAUCGUGCGAAUGAGUUGAUUGCUAAUGAACUUAUAAGAAAGCUAGGGUUUAAGCCUAUCAAACAAACUGAUGGCCCGUCCGCAUCUCCGACCUCUGCUCCUGCUCCCAGUGACGAUUGAUCUUGUAGGUUACACCCGUUAUAUUAAUGACCGUAUGCUAAAUAUCAUGUAGGUUACAUGUUGUACUAUAUGUAGUUUUCUGGAUGAUGUUUCUGAAUUGUGUUAUCAAUUCCAGAUUCAAGUAUUUCGUUGUGUAGAUUACUCGAAAUCUUAAUUGAAUAAUCCAGAAAACUCAAAAACUA
This is a messenger RNA of Helianthus annuus (common sunflower), 1303 nucleotides long. Its product is annotated as GDSL esterase/lipase At1g74460. The record is from RefSeq and is a predicted model, not a curated record. The transcript is spliced from 5 exons. Bases 15 to 1121 code for a protein of 368 amino acids. Gene Ontology annotation, molecular function: hydrolase activity, acting on ester bonds. Lineage: Eukaryota; Viridiplantae; Streptophyta; Magnoliopsida; Asterales; Asteraceae.